AUGGCAACAACAAUCAUAGAACCAACCCGUCCAAUCGCCAUCACCAAUCCAAACCCAAGACAACGAGUCUGCUUCUCAUUCGCAGCCUACGCCAAGAACCUCAUUGACCAUCUCAAGAACUCCGACGUAUUCAUCGAACAAGGCCUCAACGACGCUGAAUUCUCCACCAUCGAAUCCACCUUCCACUUCACAUUCCCUCCUGAUCUCCGCUCUAUUCUCCAAGAAGGCCUUCCUAUUGGCCCUGGCUUCCCCAAUUGGCGAGCCUCUUCGACCCAACAACUCGAAAUCCUCAUAAACCUACCGAUUCUGGGUCUGUGCAGAGAAGUCUCGAGAAAUAAUUUUUGGCUAGAAUCUUGGGGUGAGAGACCAAAUGACAUUGAAGAAGCUGUGAAUUUGGCUAAAGGGUUUUUGAAAAAAGCCCCAGUUCUUGUACCGGUUUAUCGGUACUGUUACAUAGCUUCAACGCCGGGUUUGGCUGGAAAUCCCAUUUUCUACGUGCAUGGAUGUGAGAUUAGGUUAUGGAGCUUUGAUCUUGUUGGGUUUUUUCAACAAGUAGAGUUUAAGAUGAAUGAUGGGGUUUUGAGGCGGCAGAGCUUGUCGAACUUGUUGAAUGUACCAGCCUGGGCGGCGACGGAGGCAAGGAGGAUCGAGUUUUGGACUGAAUUUGUGAUGAGAGAGGAGAGGGUGGUGGCGCGUGGGGACACUCGAGGGUGGUGGAGUGGGAAUUUGUGUCUGGGCGGGUGUUUGGAGGAGGCUUGUUGGAGGUUGAGGGAUGGAGGGUGGAAAGAGGAUGAUGUUAGGGAGAUGUUGAUGAUGGACGGUGAUGAUGAGCAUGAUCAUCAUCAUAAUAAGAAACAUGAUCAUCCUGAUAAUAAGGUGUUGAGAGAUAAGGAGGGUGUGGUGUGGCACGUGAGGGUGUUGUCUCUUAGGUUAUUGCGUGCAGGGUGGAGCACAGAAGAUGUGGUGGAGUCUCUCGGAUUCCCAGAUGAUUAUGAGAAUGGUGCUCAUGAUGGAGAGUCGUGGUUUGACUUUCAACACGAAAGCAAUUCUGAUGAUCAAAAGAGCAGUAUGAAUCAGUUGAUGAACUCGCAUUCUAUUGAUGUGUAAAUAUGCCUGGGCUCACUGAGUUAUAGUGCUUGAUUGGUUCUGUGUUGAGAUAGGUUUUUUUUUUUUUUUUUU
Ilex paraguariensis (yerba mate) is the source of this 1179-nucleotide messenger RNA. NCBI's taxonomy places the organism in Eukaryota, Viridiplantae, Streptophyta, Magnoliopsida, Aquifoliales, Aquifoliaceae. The record is from the annotation of a GenBank genome assembly.